This is a messenger RNA of Aspergillus calidoustus, 2037 nucleotides long. NCBI's taxonomy places the organism in Eukaryota, Fungi, Ascomycota, Eurotiomycetes, Eurotiales, Aspergillaceae. The record is from the annotation of a GenBank genome assembly.
AUGGUUGCGCCAGCUGUCCCCGAGAUCUUCGAGGAAGAGGACCUACUUGCUGCCGUCGAUGCGCGCACAGAAUCACUACAAAAUCUGAGGGAAUUGGGUCCCCCGGAUCUGGUUUACUUGAUCAAGCAGCCAAAGACCGGUUCAACUCGUCAGACUGGAGUUUACCACCACGUCACCGGAAUUGAUGCCUCGUCCUCCGCCAGUUUAGCCGCCUAUGUGAAUACUCUAGUAUCCUCCCCGCUAGACAAAACAAAUAAAGUGGUAUCUGGAAUCUAUAGCUGCUACAAUGCCUUCUCCCACCUGGACAUGCGAGUCGAAGUCAAAAUUCCCGGAAGUCUCGAAAGUUACUGUAUCGACGAGCGUGGAGACAAACGUGUUGCGACCGAAGCAUUGUGGCUGGAAACUUUUCUUUGUGGUGUUCUGAGAGCGUACUCGUAUGCAGACGACGGCAGCGGUGAUGCGAUCAGAAAAAUUGUUGGCGUCCGUCGGUUCAAUCCAGUCACGAAUACGGAGAUGGAGCAUAGGUUCCUGGAUGCAGCCGAGAAGUUAUUCUUCCUAGGCAGACAACUCAGCUCAGACCCUGAAACGCAAGUCCCGAAUACUGUCAGCAAUCACCUCACUUCUGGCCUGCUCAAGUACAUCCAUACUACGGGACGAUACGCCUCCGGUAUCAAUCUCUUUGAGAAACUUCGUACAAGGGAUGUGGAGGUAUCUUCUCUACUUGCUCGUGUUUUCAAAAUGGCAGAUGAGGAGGUUCAAGCAGUUCGGCUUAUGUACGAUGCUUUGCAAGACGUUCCGAUGGAUUACGCUCUCCUCGACUGCCAAGCUGCCUUCUGCGCGGACAAGGGAGAAGGGGAGAUGGCUUUAGAGUGCGCAAAGCGUGCCGUGACCGCAGCUCCUAGCGAGUUUAGCACCUGGGCUCGGCUGGCCGAGGUCUAUGUGAACCUAGAACAGUGGGAUUUGGCCCUUCUGACGCUUAACUCCUGUCCGAUGUUUACCUAUCAAGAUAAAGAUACUCCUCGCAUGCCCCAACCGUCGCGCAUCAUGCUUCCCAUUCUCGCUGAAAGUAUGCUGGAAGAGAUUGACGAAGGUCAGCCAAAGCAAGGAGAUCCUCACGACUAUGUGCAUCCUUCAUUACGAAGAUUGCAUGCAGCUACAUACCAGGGAACCUUCUUAAAAGCAUAUAACCUGUUGACCAAGGUGGCUGCUGCCAUCGGCUGGGACCAGCUUCUCAGGGUCCGCAGCGAGGUUUUCGUCAUGGAAGAGGAGUAUCGCACCGAACGCCAUCACUCCACGUCAAAGCAAUCAUCGAUUGCAAAUGUUAGCCCUCCAGAGACGAAUGGUAACGGCGAGCAGGAGAACGGAGAGGCGGCUGACGAAGAUGAUACCGCGGAGACGACUGCCAAUGGAGAUGAUAGCCAGCAGGUCGAGCAUUCAAUCGAGAGGCCCGAGCAAACAGUGGCCUCUGAAGUCGUCAAGUCCGGUAAUGAAGAUCCUGACCCAUCACAUUCAUCAUACACCCAGUUCAAGAACAAGCGUCUGUGCGAACGAUGGCUAGAUAAUCUUUUCAUGGUUCUCUAUGAGGACCUUCGAAUAUACACCAUCUGGCGAACUGAGAUAGCCCAGUUCCGCCAACAAGCGAUGGAAUACAAGAAAUCAGCCACCGAAUGGGAAAUACUCGGCGAGUUGGCAGAGCGACUACACCACUUUGACGAAGCAAUCGAAGCUUACCAGGCCUGUUUGUCAAUUCGUUUCUCGCCAAAGGCCAUGCGCGGAAUCCUCAAGAAGCACGAGCAGAAAAAUGACACAAGGGGCAUGCUCAGCGCUUUGAUCCGUCUUAUCGCCUGGCAAUACCGCUGGUACUCUGAGUUUUCCCCCGAACUGCUCUUCAUGAUCCGCAAGCUCAUCGAAGACGAAGGCGCCGUCAAGGUCCGCAGCAUCGUCCAGGCCACGAACCUCCCCCAGGCGGUCCUCGAUCUAACCCAUCAAUACUGCCAGCUAUGUGCGACAUUCCGCAGCAGCGGUAGCGACGGUUAG